Hibiscus syriacus is the source of this 384-nucleotide messenger RNA. RefSeq names its product dnaJ protein homolog. The transcript has a single exon. NCBI's taxonomy places the organism in Eukaryota, Viridiplantae, Streptophyta, Magnoliopsida, Malvales, Malvaceae. The record is from RefSeq and is a predicted model, not a curated record. Gene Ontology annotation, biological process: protein refolding. Gene Ontology annotation, molecular function: Hsp70 protein binding. Bases 50 to 340 code for a protein of 96 amino acids. Gene Ontology annotation, cellular component: cytoplasm; cytosol.
CUUUUGUUUUUUUAUCCCAGGCUCCUUCAAGGCAAUCAAUGAUGAGGGGAUGCCUCUGUACCAGAAGCCAUUCAUGAAGGGCAAAAUGUACAUUCACUUCACAGUUGAAUUUCCUGAUACUCUGAACACUGAUCAGCUCAAGGCACUGGAGGGUAUCCUGCCGCCGAAACCGACAUCGCAGUUGACGAAUAUGGAGGUAGAUGAGUGUGAGGAAACCACACUGCAUGAUGUGAACAUAGAAGAGGAGAUGAAGAGAAAGCAGCAGGCAGCACAGGAAGCUUAUGAUGAAGAUGAGGAAAUGCAUGGUGGUCCGCAGAGGUUGCAAUGUGCUCAACAGUGAUGAUGAUGAAGAAGAAACAACAAAAUUUGAAGCUCAUCUCCAUA